Rodentolepis nana is the source of this 1110-nucleotide messenger RNA. Lineage: Eukaryota; Metazoa; Platyhelminthes; Cestoda; Cyclophyllidea; Hymenolepididae. The record is from the annotation of a GenBank genome assembly.
AUGUCGAAGGCGCGUGCUGAUCGUGUGCACAGGGGGUCGUCUCGUCCUAAUAAAAGAUCUAAAAUAUUCGGCAGUGACGAUGAAAUACCUUCCGAAGAAAGUAUCAUCGAGUCUGACACUGAUCAACCAGUCGAUUACUAUGAGGAGGAUGAAGAAAUAGAAACCCCUCAUGAAAAACGUAUUAGGCUUGCCAAAUUGGCUUUAGCAAAGUCUAAAGAAGCAAUUGGUUCUGACGAUGACGAUCCUAUGGCUACAUUAACUGUUCGUCUUCAAGAGGAAGCUCUUCAAGCUAGGGGGAAGCUCUUUUUUCGAGUAGCUGAUAAGUUCAAUUCCGUGCCUCCAGAAUCCAUAAUUUGUCUUCUUGGUCAUAGAAAAACGGUUACCUGUCUUUGUAUAUCUUCAGAUACUAAAUACAUCUUCUCUGGUGGAAAGGAUGCAUCUAUUAUUAAAUGGAAUGUUAAUGACUUUUCCAAGACUAAAAUUGUCAGAGGUGGAAGGAAAGGAUCUUCUUCCCUCUAUCAUACUGGUCCUGUACUAGCCAUCGCCAUUUCUGAUGAUGGUAAAUACCUAGCUACCGGAAGCGCAGACCAUAGUAUUAUAAUCUGGAACCCUGAUACCCUUGAAUUGCUGUUUCGUCUUCAGCGCCAUCGUUCACCAGUUACCGCUCUCAGUUUCCAGCGUCAAUCUCAUAUGAUGUUUUCAGGAGAUAAAUUUGGUCGAGUCUGUGUUUGGAAUUUACCAUUGACUGAUAUUCUUCAGGAUCAAGGUGCUGCUACAAAGAUUGAAGUGCUCUCAAUUUGUGGACUUUCUUCAGAACGGUGCGUGUCCGCCUCAGGAUUUGGGGGUGCUGGAAUUUGUCUCUGGAAGGUCGAACAGGAGGUCUGCGUUCAAUAUGUCGUCAAAAAUCCUUCUGAGUAUGCCAUUGAGUGCGUAUACGCUGUAAAUGAUGAUCUUUAUAUAGGAGGUUCAGCUACAAAUUUGGCCUUCUCCAACGAUGGAAAGUGGCUGGUUGCAGGUAUCGGUCAGGAACACCGAUUAGGCCGUUGGGAAGAAAGGCGGAAAAUUAGAGAUGCUGUCUGUCUCAUUCCAAUCAAUAUUCCCUUCAAGUAA